AUGUUGGGAAAUUCUCGCAAGUGGAUAAUUGUGGUGGUCACCAUAUGGCUGCAGGCCUUCACCGGCACCAACUUCGAUUUCUCGCAGUACUCCUCCGCCAUGAAAUCCGCCCUCAACAUAUCGCAGAUGCAGCUCAACAACCUAGCCACCGCCAACGACAUGGGCAAGCUCUUUGGCUGGUCCUCCGGCUUUGCCCUCAUGUACUUCCCUCUUCCUGCCGUCAUGUUCAUCGCCGCUGCCAUGGGCUUUGUCAGCUACGGCCUCCAGUGGCUCCUUCUCCAAGGCUUCAUCCACCUCCCUUAUUUUCUGGUGUUCGUUGUGAGUGUGUUAGGAGGGGUGAGCAUAUGUUGGUUCAACACAGUGUGCUUUGUUCUGUGCAUAAGGAGCUUCCCCGUGAAGAGAGCACUGGCACUGUCCCUCACUGUCAGCUUCAAUGGUGUGAGCGGGGCACUCUACACGCUGGCCGCCAAUUCAAUAGACCCUUCAUCUCCUACUCUCUAUCUGCUUCUCAAUGCCCUUCUUCCCCUUCUCGUCUCCUUCGCCGCCGCCUUCUUCGCCCCAAUUAUGCCCCACUCUCCUGCUCAUCAUGAUCACUCUAACAGUAACAGUCGCGACUCCAUCAUGUUCCUGGUACUCAACUUGCUGGCCACUCUCACUGGCCUCUACCUCCUCCUCUUUGCCUCCCAUGCAUCCGCGGGGGACGUGGCAUCCAACAGGCUCUUCUUGGGGGGCGCCAUUUUCCUUCUUCUCUUGCCCUUAUUCGUUGCUUAUGCCAGCUCAUGGUCUCGUCCAGCAGUUCAUGAUGACGACCUCGAGCUGCAUAAGGAACUCAUCAUUAGCUGCAAGAGGAUGCUGGAAGAAGAGCAGUGUGGCAGCGCCGUUCUUGGAAGGCUGGAUUUCUGGCUCUACUAUGUUACCUACAUUUGCGGAGGAACUAUUGGGCUUGUGUAUAGCAAUAAUCUGGGACAGAUUGCGGAGUCAGUGGGCACGAGUUGUGAGAUUUCUACACUUGUGAUGGUGUAUGCCUCCUUUUCCUUCUUCGGUCGCUUGCUUUCGGCUCUACCCGACUAUAUUGGUAGCAAAUUGUACUUUGCAAGGACUGGUUGGCUAUGCAUUGCACUAAUACCCACCCCGGUUGCAUUCACAUUCAUGGCGCUAUCACAAACUCCCCUCGCACUCCCCAUAGGCACGGCGUUGAUAGGCUUCAGUUCCGGAUUCAUAUUCGCUGCUGCCGUCUCCGUCACGUCGGAACUCUUUGGUCCCAACAGUGUUGCCGUCAAUCACAACCUUCUCAUAACAAACAUCCCAAUUGGAUCCCUGGUCUACGGCUUCCUGUCCGCCUUACUCUACGACGCCAACACAAAUUCCGGCGUGUGCAUUGGCAGGCAGUGCUACUUCUGGACUUUUGUGUGCUGGGCUUGCACGGCUGUCCUCGGACUGCUUUCUAGUCUCCUCUUGUUCUUCAGAACCAAACAUGCAUACCAAUUACAUGAUGGUUUUGUAAGAGGAUGA
This is a messenger RNA of Arachis stenosperma, 1512 nucleotides long. Its product is annotated as protein NUCLEAR FUSION DEFECTIVE 4-like. Gene Ontology annotation, cellular component: membrane. Lineage: Eukaryota; Viridiplantae; Streptophyta; Magnoliopsida; Fabales; Fabaceae. The record is from RefSeq and is a predicted model, not a curated record. The transcript has 2 exons. Gene Ontology annotation, molecular function: transmembrane transporter activity. Bases 1 to 1512 code for a protein of 503 amino acids.